AUGGCUAAAGGUGACCCCAAGAAACCAAAGGGCAAGAUGUCUGCUUAUGCCUUCUUUGUGCAGACUUGCAGGGAAGAACACAAGAAGAAAAAUCCAGAAGUCCCUGUCAAUUUUGCAGAAUUUUCCAAGAAGUACUCUGAGAGGUGGAAGACAACGUCUGGGAAGGAGAAAUCUAAAUUUGAUGAAAUGGCAAAGGCGGAUAAAGUGCGCUAUGAUUGGGAAAUUAAGGUUUAUGGACCAGCUAAGGGAGGCAAGAAGAAAAAGGACCCUAAUGCCCCCAAAAGACCCCCGUCUGGAUUCUUCCUGUUCUGUUCAGAAUUCUGCCCCAAGAUCAAGUCCACAAAUCCUGGUAUCUCCAUUGGAGAUGUGGCCAAAAAGCUGGGCGAGAUGUGGAAUAACUUAAGUGACAGUGAAAAGCAGCCAUACAUCACUAAGGCUGCAAAGCUGAAGGAGAAAUAUGAGAAGGAUGUUGCUGACUAUAAGUCUAAAGGAAAGUUUGAUGGCACAAAGGGUCCUGCUAAAGUUGCCCGGAAAAAAGUGGAGGAGGAAGAUGAAGAAGAGGAGGAGGAGGAGGAAGAGGAGGAGGAGGAGGAGGAGGAAGAGGAGGAGGAGGAGGAGGAGGAUGAAUAAAAAACUUUAUCCGUCUCCUUGUGAAUACCUUAGAGUAGGGGAGCGCCGUGAUUGACACAUCUCAUUUUAGAUGUGUCUGUUUCUCUCAUUAGGUUCAGUUACAGAAUUUGAUCACGAUCAUAUUGUAGUCUCUCAAAGUGCUCUAGAAAUUGUCAGUGGUUUACAUGAAGUGGCCCUGGGUGUCCAGAGCACCCUGAAACUGUAUCAAAGUUGUACAUAUUUCCAAACAUUUUUAAAAUGAAAAGGCACUCUCGUGUUCUCCUCACUCUGUGCACUUUGCUGUUGGUGUAACAAGGCAUUUGAAGAUGUUUCUGGCAUUUUUUUUUAAUUUGUAAGG
Molecule: messenger RNA, 967 nt
Organism: Sciurus carolinensis (gray squirrel)
Lineage: Eukaryota; Metazoa; Chordata; Mammalia; Rodentia; Sciuridae
Product: high mobility group protein B3-like
Exons: 1
Coding region: 1-630 (209 amino acids)
Biological process (GO): regulation of transcription by RNA polymerase II
Molecular function (GO): DNA binding, bending
Source: RefSeq, a predicted model, not a curated record